Messenger RNA from Larimichthys crocea (large yellow croaker), 1957 nucleotides. RefSeq names its product elongator acetyltransferase complex subunit 4 (gene elp4). The coding region runs from base 28 to 1254 and encodes 408 amino acids. Gene Ontology annotation, cellular component: transcription elongation factor complex; cytoplasm; elongator holoenzyme complex. The record is from RefSeq and is a predicted model, not a curated record. Gene Ontology annotation, biological process: tRNA wobble uridine modification. The transcript is spliced from 10 exons. NCBI's taxonomy places the organism in Eukaryota, Metazoa, Chordata, Actinopteri, Sciaenidae.
AGCAGGCGUCACCACGUCACACGCAGUAUGGCAGCUCCCAUGAGCGGUGUGGGUGAAGCCUCAGCUGAGCGUUCAUCGUUCAACGCUACGAGUUUUCAGAAGAAAACAAGGAGCAGGUUGAUCUCCAUACCUGGCACCAGACCGUCGGUUCAAAAUGGACAACUCUUAGUGUCGACCGGCGUCACGUCACUCGACUAUCUGCUCGGUGGUGGGUUAGCAGUUGGAACAGUACUUCUCAUAGAGGAGGACCGAUAUGAUAGCUACUCUCGUAUGAUCUUGAAGUACUUCCUUGCAGAAGGAGUGGUGUGUCGACAUGAGCUUUUUGUGGCUGCGGCUCAAGAUAACCCAGACGACAUUUUACAGGAACUACCGGCUCCCAUCUUGGACGAUGUUGCUAUCCACAAACCAGUGGAGCAGCCCAGACUGUCUUGUGAACCUCAGGACAGUAUGGAUGCCAUGAAGAUCGCCUGGCGCUAUCAGAAUCUUCCAAAAGUACAGAGUGCUCUGGCAUCCUCAUCCCGGUUCGGGCACUACUAUGAUGUCUCCAAGACGAUGGAGCCGGAAAUUCGCCAGGCAGCCAAGUGCCACCGCUUCUACCUUCCAGAACAUCCCACCCAGUCAUCACCCACACACAGUACCAUGCUUGAGUCCUACUCUGCGUUGCUGAAGUCACUUCAGGAGGUCAUACACAGGGAGGGCUUUGAUGUAGCAGCCCCAAUGACAAAGUCACGCAACAUCCUGCGAAUUGGGCUCCACUCUCUUGGCUCAGCUCUGUGGGGCGAUGACUUGUGUUGCCAUGACAACCCUAAGAACGUCCAUGCCCUCACUUCCUUUCUCUACGGACUGCGUGCUUUGCUAAGGUCAUCGCUGUCUGUUGCAGUAGUUACUGUGCCUUCACACCUCAUCCAGGACAGAGCUCUAAUGGGCAGCAUAACCAGGCUAUGUGACAAUGCCAUAGCCCUGGAAUCAUUCAAAGGCUCAGAGAGAGAGACCAACCCUCUCUACAAAGAUUACCAUGGCCUUCUGCACGUACGCCAAGUUCCUCACCUGAACUGUCUGGCAAGUAAACUUCCUGAUCACAAGGACCUGGCCUUCAAGCUAAAGAGAAAACAGUUCAGUAUUGAGAGACUACAUUUGCCUCCAGACUUGUCUGAGACGGUGAGUCGUGUGAGCAGGGGGGAGCUGGCAGGAGCGGCCACGAUGGCUUCAGGCUGCAGCUCUGGCACUUCCGGCAACAAACACCUGGACUUCUAGAGCUCCCACACAGUCGCCACAGGCAAGCAACACCUGGAACACUGCAGCGUUGUCCUCUUUACUGUGGUGACCAGGUUGUCCCUCGCCCACGUAAUGUCAAGCACGAUAACCCUGCCAGCCGUUACCACCUGCCAACUGUCCCAGCCAGGAGUGAAGAUCUAAACAUCCACAGUACCUUGUCUCAUAAUGGACACAUUUCAUCCUAUAAGUUCUUUUUUUAUAUAUAUAGAAACCUCAUACAACUCAUUACAAACAAAGACUUUGUAUUUUUGGUGACUCUGGCAGCUGAUAUUGGCACUUUCUAAGUCAUGUUAUUGACAGUUUGAUUCUCUUCACUGUAAGUUGCAAAAAUGUGAGCCCAGUGGUAUUUUUGAUUUAUUAUACAAAGUUAUAUGAUUGGCAGACUGUCUAAUACUUAACCCAAUAAAAUCCAAGAUGCUAGUAAUAUUUAAGAUUUGGUACACUUUCUUUGCUUUUUGUUUUUCUCUGCACCCGGGGAUUUUGAUCACAAGUAAAGUGUAAUCAUAAAAUGUCUCCACAGACUUUCAGUCUUGGCAAACAUUAAAUAAUUUAAAUGCAUUCUCCAAAGCUCCAGGCCCACUUUAGCAAAACAAGUGGCCACUACAGCCUAGCUACACAAAGUACAACAGUAGUUUAUUUUCUUGGAUAAUGCAAUGAAAUGUGCUGUUAAGUUAAAUAAAAA